Messenger RNA from Tripterygium wilfordii, 2035 nucleotides. Its product is annotated as protein NRT1/ PTR FAMILY 5.2-like. The record is from RefSeq and is a predicted model, not a curated record. NCBI's taxonomy places the organism in Eukaryota, Viridiplantae, Streptophyta, Magnoliopsida, Celastrales, Celastraceae. The transcript has 4 exons. Gene Ontology annotation, biological process: transmembrane transport; dipeptide transport. Bases 78 to 1892 code for a protein of 604 amino acids. Gene Ontology annotation, cellular component: membrane. Gene Ontology annotation, molecular function: dipeptide transmembrane transporter activity; tripeptide transmembrane transporter activity.
AGUAGUAUAAAAAGGGAGCAGCACAGAAGCAAAACUUGUGUGAUUUACAAGUAACAAAACAAAACUAAUUUAAGAGUAUGAAGAAAGAAAGAAAAAGUUCUGGAGUGGAAGGAGGAGGAGAGCAGCUGCAGGGAGAUGAUUAUACACAAGAUGGGACUGUGGAUCUCAAAGGAAACCCUGUCCUUAGAUCUAAAAGAGGAGGAUGGACUGCUUGCUCCUUUGUUGUCGUGUAUGAGGUGUUUGAACGGAUGGCUUACUAUGGAAUCUCAAGCAAUCUUGUACUCUACUUGACAAGGAAGCUCCAUCAGGGCACGGUCAAGUCCUCCAACAAUGUCACUAAUUGGGUUGGGACUAUUUGGAUUACACCCAUUUUGGGUGCCUAUGUUGCAGACGCUCAUCUUGGCCGCUAUUGGACCUUCAUCGUCGCAUCCGUCAUCUAUCUCUCAGGGAUGUCUGUCCUAACACUAUCAGUCUCACUACCAGGACUAAAGCCGCCUCCUUGCCAUGACACCAAUUUGGAGAACUGUAAAAAGGCGUCGACCCUUCAGUUGGCGGUGUUUUACGGUGCGCUCUACACGCUUGCGGUGGGCACCGGCGGAACGAAGCCCAACAUUUCAACGAUCGGAGCAGACCAGUUUGAUGAUUUUGAGCCGAAGGAGAAGGCGCAUAAGCUAUCUUUCUUUAACUGGUGGAUGUUCAGUAUUUUCUUUGGGACACUUUUUGCUAACACAGUCCUUGUUUACAUACAAGACAAUGUGGGCUGGUCUUUGGGUUAUGGGCUUCCUACUCUUGGGCUUGCCAUAUCGAUUGCUAUUUUCUUGGCUGGUACUCCUUUUUAUAGGCACAGGGUGCCUGCAGGAAGCCCAUUUACAAGAAUGGGCAGAGUCAUAGUUGCUGCUAUAAGAAAAUGGAGGGUGCCAAUUCCUACUGACCCUAAACAACUCUAUGAACUUGACUUGGAAGUGUAUGCCAAUAAAGGGAAGUUCAGAAUUGAUUCCACAAACACUUUAAGGUUUCUUAACAAAGCUGCUGUGAAAACAAGCUCAAACAGUCCAUGGAUGCUAUGCUCAGUUACACAAGUAGAGGAAACAAAGCAAAUGUUAAGAAUGAUUCCAAUCUUGAUGGCAACAUUUGUUCCGAGCACGAUGGUUGCUCAGAUAAAUACACUUUUUGUGAAGCAAGGGACUACUCUUGAUCGAAGAAUUGGGAACUUCAUCAUCCCCCCUGCAAGUUUAAUUGCAUUUGUUACCAUAUCAUUGCUUAUCUCUGUUGUUCUAUAUGAUCGAUUCUUUGUCCCGUUCAUCCGAAGGUGGACGAAGAAUCCUAGAGGGAUCACUCUCCUUCAAAGAAUGGGGAUUGGUCUUGUUUUUCACAUCAUGAUCAUGACAGCUGCAUCUCUGAUUGAGAAUUACAGGCUUCGCGUGGCUAAAGAUCAUGGAUUAGUUGAAAAUGGAGGACAAGUUCCAUUGACAAUAUUCAUUUUGCUUCCUCAAUUUGUGCUUAUGGGAAUAGCUGAUGCAUUUCUAGAGGUGGCAAAGAUUGAGUUCUUCUACGACCAGGCCCCGGAAAGUAUGAAGAGUCUGGGGACAUCUUACUCAAGUACAAGUCUUGGACUUGGAAACUUCAUUAGUAGCUUCCUCCUUUCGACAGUUUCUCGCAUCACAAAGGAGCAUGGUCACCAUGGAUGGAUCUUAAACAAUCUGAAUGCUUCUCAUCUUGACUAUUACUAUGCAUUUUUCGCAAUAUUGAACUUCUUCAACUUGAUUUUCUUCUUGGUUGUGAUCAAGUUCUAUGUGUACAAAGCUGAAGUUUCGGAUUCAAUGGUGGUUCUUGCUGAAGAGUUGCAGGGGAUAAGAUUGCAGGGUAAUAUCCAAGAAGAGUCCAGGAUAUAAUCUAUGGUGUUCCCUUUGUUGACAGAUUAUACAGUUAUGCAAUCUAUGUCAUACAACUGAAUUUGGAUAUACAAUGUGUUCCCUCUCAAUUUCCUAUCUUGAAGUCAAUAUACAAUAAUGCACCAAAAAAUAUGCUCCCUUCA